UAAGAAUGUGCCUGUUCUAUUUUUAAACAAAGAAAACAAUCUGAAGUUGUCUUUAUUUUUAAGUUAUCAUGCCGUGAUUUUACCAGUCCGGCCCACUUGGGAGUAGAUUUUUCUCCAUGUGGCGCCCGAUCUAAAAUGAGUUUGACACCCCUGUAUUAAAGGGUUCAAAAUAUAUCAAAGGCGAUGCCAUUUCCUUCGUUUAAAAGUACAAGUGCACGUAUAAGUACAUCGUGUGACAAGUGAUCCACGGGCACUAUGACCCAGCAGACAGCCCGCUCCUUCACGGACACAUCAGUGGAUGUCACAGACAGUAUAAAAGCUGCUCUUUAACAUUCUUCUCGUCAGUCAGCCACUGGUGGGCUUCAAGGAGACGCACCUGUGGAGAACUUGUUGCCCUUCAUGCGGAUUAUGUCCCCCACACGCCGGAGGAGCAGGACGUCGUCAUCAUCAGUGGGUCUUGUCAGGAUGAAGAAGGGCGAACUUUUAUUCCUACGAGGAUUGGAUUACAAGUGAAAACCAAAAAAAAAAAAAAAAAAACGUCUUCAUGUUAUACCACACCCAAUCAUGUCAGACGGCGGGAAGACCAUGAGGCAAAAGUGAUGGAGGUCGCGGGUCAAGCGGAGCCCACCGAUCCGGUGAACGCCUCCAACCUCAGCCUGCCGGAGGACGCGGGCUCCGGCGCGCACAGCCUCGCCUACCAGAUCAGCCUGGCGUCCCUCCUGUCCGCCAUCACGCUGGCCACCAGCCUCUCCAACGCCUUCGUCAUCGCCACCAUCUCCCAGUCCAAUAAGCUCCAGACGCCCGCCAACUUCCUCAUCGCCUCGCUGGCGCUCACCGACCUGCUGGUGUCCAUCCUGGUCAUGCCCGUCUGCGUCCUCUACACGGUCACCCACGAGUGGACGCUGGGCCAGGUGGUGUGCGACGUCUGGCUCUCGUCGGACAUCACCUGCUGCACGGCGUCCAUCCUCCACCUGUGCGUCAUCGCCCUGGACCGCUACUGGGCCAUCACGGACGCGGUGGAGUACUCCAAGAAGCGCACGCCGGGACGCGCCGCCGGCAUGGUGGCCACCGCCUGGGUGAUCGCCAUCUCCAUCUCGCUGCCGCCGCUCUUCUGGCGGCAGGUGAAGGCGGACGAGCUGACGAGCUGCGGCGUCAACACGGACCACAUCUUCUACACCAUCUACUCCACCUUCGGCGCCUUCUACAUCCCCACCCUGCUGCUCAUCGUCCUCUACGGGCGCAUCUACGUGGAGGCGCGCCAGCGCAUCCUCAAGCAGUCGCCCAGGCGGAAGAAGAAGAAGGCGGCCGGCAAGAGGCUGACCUCGGCGUACUUGGCGACGAACUCGCCGGGCUCCAACGCCUCCACCAGCCCCCUGCAGGGGGGCCGGCUGCAGGACGCGCCCUCCAGCGACACCAACUCGUCCACCAGCGAGAACCAGGUGAAGGUCACCCUGUCCGACGCGGCUCUGGAGAAGAAGCGCAUCUCCGCGGCCAGGGAGAGGAAGGCCACCAAGACCUUGGGCAUCAUCCUGGGGGCUUACAUCGUCUGCUGGCUGCCCUUCUUCAUCUACACGCUGGUGGUGGCCACCUGCGACGGCUGCGUCCUGCCCGAGCUCUUUGACUUCUUCACCUGGCUGGGCUACCUGAACUCCCUCAUCAACCCCAUCAUCUACACCAUGUCCAACGAGGACUUCAAGAAGGCUUUCCACAAACUGGUGCGCUUCAGGUGCUGCAGGGGGUGAUCCCUUUAAAAUGUUUGAUUUAUUUGACGACAAAAAAACAAGUAAAUAUUAGGAAGCCACGUGGGGAAGGAUAAGGACACAAAAUCCAGUGUUUUAUUGAUUAAAGCUCCUAUAUCUUAGAUAUGGCUUUGCUAAAAAAAAGAAGAAUUUAUUGCAACAUUAUGACCACUUACUGCACAAUCUAAUCAAGUUUUAUUUUCAUGCUUUAUUUACUUUUUAUUUUUUUGACAUCCAGUGCAAGAGUUACACUGACUGGGUUUGUUAAAGGGUGUUUAAUCUGUUUAUUUUGUUAUUGUGCAGCUGCCAAAGACCACAGCAGAAUGCAAACAUAUUUCUUUUUUGAAAAAAAAAAAAAAAAAACACACACAAAACCCCUUUAAAAUGAUAUUUUAUGUAUAUUUUUAUUAUUUAUUUAUUUACAAUGUUUUUAUUUAUUAUUCUCACUAUUAUUUUAUUAUAUUUUCUACUCAUUUUUUAAUUUAAUUUAUUAUUUAUGUAAUAAUGAUAAUGGUUUCGAUUUAUCUUGCACUUUUUGUUACAUGAUUUGAGCAAAUAAAGUUAUGUAAAUUUAGUAAAACUUAAACAACAAUUGUUUAUGUCAUUCUGACAAUAACAUUGCAUUUGUGUCAAAAUAUAGAGGUGUUUUUAAAGUUAAUUUAAAUUAAUUCAUUUACUGUGAUUAAUCAUGACUAAUCACAAUUUAAAAGCGUGAUUAAUCUGUUUUUAAAAUUGUAAC
This is a messenger RNA of Nerophis lumbriciformis (worm pipefish), 2478 nucleotides long. RefSeq names its product 5-hydroxytryptamine (serotonin) receptor 1B (gene htr1b). The record is from RefSeq and is a predicted model, not a curated record. Gene Ontology annotation, cellular component: plasma membrane. Lineage: Eukaryota; Metazoa; Chordata; Actinopteri; Syngnathiformes; Syngnathidae. Gene Ontology annotation, molecular function: G protein-coupled serotonin receptor activity. Gene Ontology annotation, biological process: adenylate cyclase-activating adrenergic receptor signaling pathway; positive regulation of MAPK cascade.